Lagopus leucura (white-tailed ptarmigan) is the source of this 1085-nucleotide messenger RNA. Its product is annotated as repetin-like. NCBI's taxonomy places the organism in Eukaryota, Metazoa, Chordata, Aves, Galliformes, Phasianidae. The transcript has a single exon. The coding region runs from base 441 to 920 and encodes 159 amino acids. The record is from RefSeq and is a predicted model, not a curated record.
GACAGAGACCCUGGGCGGACAGACGGACUCCCUCCCAGGGGUGGGCGGACAGUCGGACAGACGGACAUAAAGGCGGACAGGCGGACAAUUGGACAGAUGGAGAGAGGGACAGGCAGACGGACGGACAGCUGGACGGAAGGACGGACAAAGGGGACGCCGUGGAUGGACGGACAGAUGGACACCUGGAUGGACAGAGAGCUGGGGAUGGACAGAGGGACGACAGGACGGACAGACACCUGGACGGACAGCUGGACAAGGCAGCAGCCAGACAGGCGGACAGCGGACAACCAGACAGACAGACAGAGGAACAAGCAGGUGGACAGACAGACGGCUGGACAGGGGGACAACGGGAUGGACAGAGAGGAUAAGCAGGCAGACAGACAGACAGACAGACAGAGGAACACUCAUGGACAGAGCGCCAGGAACGGAGGGCCAACGGGAUGGACAGACAGACGGACAGAGGGACAAUCGGACGGAGGGAGAGUCGAAGAACCAGACAGACAGACAGACAAAGGAACAACCGGGCAGACAGGAAUAAUCAGAAGGACGGACAGACUGACGGACGAAAAGACAGCUGGACAGAGGGACAAGCAGACAGACAAGCAGACAGCCUCCUGGACGGACAGACGGACGGACAGGCAGGUGGACAUCUGGACGGGCAAACGGACGGACAGACGGACAGACGAACGGGCACCCGGAUUGAUGGACAGACAGACGGAAAGAUGGACAGACAGACAGCUGGACAGCCAGGCGAAAGGACAGACAGACAGACAGAUGGGCACCUGGAUGGACGGACAGAUGGACGGAUGGGCGCCUGGACGGGCAGACAUGGACGGAUGGACGGACGGACACAUGGAUGGGCACCCGGAUGGACAGACAGACAGACAGACGGGCACCUGGACAGACAGGCAGAUGGAUGAAUGGACAGACAGAUGGACGGGAUGGGCAGACGCGGACAGAUGGACGGACAGACACACGAAUGGGCACAAAGGUGGAUGGACAGAUGGAGGGAUGGAUGGACAGACAGACACAUGAAUGGGCACCUGGAUGGAAGGACAGAUGGACAAACAGACAAUGGGAUGGAC